This is a messenger RNA of Pogona vitticeps (central bearded dragon), 3433 nucleotides long. The record is from RefSeq and is a predicted model, not a curated record. Lineage: Eukaryota; Metazoa; Chordata; Lepidosauria; Squamata; Agamidae.
AACACGCUCCCGUUUCUGCGACCAGGGAGUGGAGGCGGCGCCGCUGCGGCUCUCCGGGUGCAGCGGGUCUCCUGGCCUCCCCUUCGUCCCUUCCUGCCGCCCCGCAUCCUUUUUCCCUGAGGCGGAAGGCAGGCUAGAGGCUCCGUCUUCGCGCCUUUCCCCGGCCAGGCGUUCUCCCUCCGUUAAGGCAGCGAGCGGAGCUGCAAGCGGGGCGAGAUGGAGAAGACGGUCCCCGGUCGCCUGCUGGCAGCCCUGCAGGACUUGACGGAGGACGAGUUCAAGAAGUUCAAGGAGAUGCUCCUGAUGUUCGUCGUCUCGGAAACCUACCACCUGAGCCGUCACAUCCCGUGGGGGCUGCUGAAGAAAGCGGAUGAUGCUUGUAGUAUAGCCGAUCUCCUGCUCCAAUACUACGGGGAGGAUUGUGCCCUGGAGGUGACGGUCCGGGUCCUGAGAGCCAGCGGCUGCAAGGGACGGGCGCUGAGGCUGGACGCGACCCGUGAGAUCGCACUACAAGGAGAAAAUAUUGGAGGGACGUUUGAAUCUUCUGAGAAAUAUUACACAUCUUGCCUUCUUUGCAGUAUGACUCUUCCAGAAAAAAAUUGGCCAGAGAUUGUCUGGGACCCAGGAAGGAACCGUGAAAUCUACAGAUUAGACGUCACUGAAGCUGGUUCCAUACGUUGUGGUAUUACUGAUCUGAUGUUUGAUAUAAAAAAAGCUGUAACCAUAACAUAUCACUUUGAUUCAUGGUCUGGUUACAUGGAUGAGGUCAAGAGGGCAGACUUGAUGGUAGCCGGGCCUUUGCUCAACAUACAGGCAGAACCAGUAGAAGCCGUGGCAGCAGUUCAUUUUCCUCACUUUUUGUGUCUUGCAGGUGGAGGAGAUAAUGGAGUCCGCAUAGCACAUUUCAAUAAAGGGACGAUGAUUCUGCGGAGACCAGAUAGAGUGGAGGGUUUUCAUGUUAUAUUGUACAACCUCAGAUUCUCCCCUUGUGCAGUUGUUCUUGAAAAGUCAUGGCUUAAGCAAGAGAUAAAGGUCCAUGCCAUAGUACUACUCUAUCAGCAGCCGAAAUACCUAAACUCAAUGCUUCAUCUAUAUGUCCUCCCCAGUGAUUCUUCUCUAAAAAAGGCUGUAUAUGGCAUCGAAGAUAUUCUCUGUUCACGGAGAUUGCUAAAACCUCCUGGCACGAGAUAUCCUCUGAAGUUUGGAUCUCGCUUAUUUCUGAGUACGUCAGAUGGUUCUAAAGUCUUUUCAGAGGAAGUAGUAUUUAAAUACACAUCGCCAGGCAAAAUGCAAGAGUUGUUUUUCCUGGAUGUUCGACAAAUGAAAGAUGAGCUGGAGCUGAACCUCAUGGAGGAAAAGCAGGAUGUCCCGGUCUGGACAGCCCGUGUGAGAAGAGAAGAACUGUUGCUCAACCCAAUAUUAGGAAAAGUUGACCAACCCAGUAAAGAGACACGAGUGCCAGAAUCGGUGGGUCAAGGUUCCAUGCAUGGCGAUUGCAGCCCAGACAUAGGAGACAUAAGUGGUUUGGCUGGCGGUCGAACCCAAGCAACAGCUGUGCCUUCAGGACUAGACGAGCAAAGAAUGGAAACCAAAAUAGACCCUGAACCUUCUGAGGAAUGUCCCAUGUGUAGCUCACUGUGCAGCAAGGCCAGUCCAGAAAAAAUCUGGCCGACGGUUGUCCAGGACCCCAAAAGGAGACGCAAAACUUACAGAUUACACGUCACCGAAGCAUGUUCUAUACGAUGUGGUAUUACUGAUCUCAUAUUUGAUAUAAAAACAGCUGUAACCAUAACAUAUCACUUUGAUUCAUGGUCUGGUUACAUGGAUGAUAUUCGGAAGGCACACUUGACCGUUGCCGGACCUUUGCUCAACAUCCAGGCAGAUCCAGCAGACGCUGUGGUGGCAGUUCACUUCCCUCACAUUUUGUGUCUUGCAGGUGAAGACCCUUACCAAGUCAGCAUUGCACAUUUUACUGAAGAGGGGAUGAUUCUGGAGAAGCCAGAUAGAGUGGAGAAUUUCCAUGUUGUAUUGUACAACCCCAAGUUCUCUCUUCUUGGUGCUAUUUGCAAAAUACCAUUUCUUAAGCAAAAGAUCAAGGUCCAUGCCAUAGUUCUGCUCUAUCAACAGCUGAGACUCCCAUACCCAAUACUCCAUCUGUAUCUCCUCCCCAAUGAUUCUUCUCUAAAACAGGCUGUACAUGACAAUGAAGUGAAAUGGUCAAAUAGAGUGCCCAAACCUCCUGGCACCACACGCCCUCUGAAGCUUGAGACUUGCUACUUUGUGAGAACUUCACAUGAUGUUAAAAUCUCUCCCGAGGAACUGAUAUUAAGAUACCUGGAUGUGGACAUGGAGCAGCAGUACCUGGAACUGUGUGCUCGAAACAUGGAAGAUGAGCUGGAGCUGAACCUCAUUGAGAAGAACAAGGAUGCAUCCAUCUGGACGUCCUGCGUGAGAAGAGAAGAACUGACGUUGGACUCAGUACAAGAGAAAAAACGGGAAAAUUUGAUCCAGUGUACUACAUGCAGCUCGCAGCGCAGCAGCGGGGCCAUGUCGGUGCCCGUCCACGAUCGCCUGCAGUUAGCCCUGGAUAACUUGUCCAAGGAAGACCUGGAGCGCUUCCGGUGGAAGCUGAACAAGAUCCCCCUCCGCCAGGGCUACGAGAACAUUCCCUGGGGGCGUCUGGAGAAUGCCAGCAUUUUGCACAUGGUCGACCUCCUGCUGGACUUCUACACGGAGGGCUAUGCCCCUCGGGUGACAGUCGAGGUCCUGGAAGCCAUCGGCUGCAAGCAAGAGGCGCAGAGGCUGAAGUCAGCCCUGGAGAGCGAGGUUAAUCUCCAAUGACCAGAGACUAGAGAGAUUGUACUGUAAUAUGCUAAACAACAAGCAGCACCAAAAGAUCAUUGCAAAGGAAACCAUCAAGACCAAAUGCAAGCGCUCUUCAACCUCAGGCCAAGCUGGGACAGCUUUUGCAAAGAUCAGCGACAUGAGGCGCUGAAGGCCACAAAAAAGACAUCUCCUUAAUCACCUCGAAAGGGAAUGAAGCAACAGAGAAGACUGGAAGUUAUUUAAAAUUUCUAUUUCUUUUCAUGCUUCCUUCACUGGGAUAGGACCCAAAACAGAAACAUUCCUCAUCAUUCAGUCUGCUUGUCUUACUAAAAUGAAAAAUUUGUCCCUUCUCAGGAAGGCACUGUUUUAUGAGGCCUUUUUGUUGUCACAAGAAUACUUCUAGGUGUCUAAAGGCUUUUCAAGGAAUGGCCAUUUCCCAGAACACAUUGGGCUCAGCUAUACUAUAAGGUAUCAAAAAUACAUUAUUUAUUACUGCAUUUUAAAAUAUAUAAUUGGUAAAUUCUAACACAAGUGCUCUCAAAGUUACAUUGAUGGAGAAAUCUCCUCACAGCCUCACUAUGUACAAUACCCUUCUCCAGUGUCAUUC